AUGGACUUGUGUGAAAGUGAGGAUUUGGAAAAGUUUUUGACGAAUGUGGACCGUAUAAGUGACCUGGUGAAGGAGUUGAACUCUAGUGAUUCGGCCACUCAGAAGAAAGCUGUGGAAAAGGCAGGUUGCCUGGUUGCCUCACUGGAAGCAGAGAAACCAAGCAAAAGCCACAUCAACAGGACAGUUAUUAAUCCAAAUCCCUCAUGUGUUAGCAAACCAGUGAAUGAAACUUCUGUACCCAGUGAAAGUCCAGAGAAUUUUAUGAAAGCUUUAGAAAAGGAUGCAGAGGAGAGGAGAAAGGCGAGACAAGUGAAAGAGAAGCAAGCAAAUGCUUUAAAAGAGAAAGGAAACAAAGCGUUUGCCUUGGGAGAUUAUGAGUUGGCUGUCAAGGUAUACACUGAAGGUCUAGAACAGCUUCGUAACAUGCCAGCCCUUUAUACAAACAGAGCUCAGGCCUUUAUCAAGCUGAAGAAGUAUAAGGAGGCUAUAAUUGACUGCGAGUGGGCCCUAAAGUGCAACGAUUCGUGUAUUAAGGCAUACGUCCACAUGGGAAGAGCACACCUAGGACUGAAAAAUUUUACUGAGUCGAGGCUGUGUUAUGAAAAGAUAUUGGAAAUAGCGCCAGAGCGUGAGACCCUUGUGAAAGCGUAUCUAACACAAGUUGAUUUGGAAGAAAAGAAGGUGCUUCAGGAAGAAGCAGCACUCAGGGAGUUGACCGAUGGAAAAGAAGAGGCCUUGGCCAUUCCUGAAUUGCUGACAAAGCUGAACAGACCCAAUGAGCACAACCUCUACUACUGCGGUGGAGUGGUGCUUCUCACACAAGCUGUUAUAGAUAGUACUGGGCAGACGCUAUUCCGAUUAAACAGUGGCUUUAGUGUCAUCGCUGGGAAUAACACAAUAAGAAGCUGUCUUGCGCAGAUUUCUAAAGAGCUGCACAGCGAAGAGCUAUGUCUUUCUGUCCUCAGAUUAUGGAUAAUGGUUUGCAGGGGGAAUGAGGAGAAUCAGCAGGUGUUACUGCAGUGUCUCAGCACAAGAGAACAGAUUGUCCAGUUGUUAAGCACAACGUCAUUAGCAGUCAAGCAGGAAUGUUUAAAUCUAGUCUCCAUGUACUGUCAGACCCAGCAUGGGAGACGCCUGGUCAUUGAAAACCUCGAUCUGCUCAGAAUGGUAGAGUUCCUGAUGGACUGCAUAUGCAAAGAGGACAAUUCAGGAACCACGGCCCUUGCUAUUUUGGAGAACUUGGCUGGAGAAACUAAGUUUCGAAUCCAGUCCAGAGAGAGCUUUACAAAGGUUUUCUCUCCUCCUUUUGAGCAUUUGCUGGAAAAUGUUGCAGCAUCGAGCCAGGACUUGCUGCCCUGCUUAAUUUCUGUAAUUGGGGCCAUGUCCGUGGAUGAAGUCAUUAUUAACAAGCUGGCAAGCCGUGAAGAAUUUUGGAAGAGCUCGUUCUGCGCCAUGGAGCGAUGUGCCAGCUGCGAAUACAGAAGGGUUCUCUAUCCUCUCCUGGGCCUGAUGAUCAACAUCGCCUCUCAUCAAAUUCCAGACAUUCAAGAGUAUUCUAUUGUGGGCUGUAGAAGAUGUGUGACUCUGCUCAGUGAUCCUGAUGGUGGGAUCAUCACGAGAGCAGCGGGAUUGCUAAGUGUGGUCCUCCCAAAAUCAUCUGCUGCCACUCAGGAAGUCGGGCAGCACGGCGUAGUGAAGAAACUGCUCAAGAUUCUCAAGCGAGGAGGGCAGACAAGCUCAAGAUACUCAAUUAAAGCUCUUGCAGUGUGCACUGCCUCUAGCCAGCAGGCCUGUGAAGAGCUGGUGAAGCUUGACAAGAGGCUGGUGACCAUGAGGAAGCUUCUGGGCAGCAGUGAUGACUUGGUGGUAGGGAAUGCUGCCCUGUGUCUAGGACACUGCUUAGCAGUACAGGGAGCUGCAGCCAGUCUCUUGGGCACCGAUUGCAUCAUGCUCCUGCUGAGCCAUGUGGCUGGCAAAUCUAAAAGAGUUGACGUGCAGCAGAAUGCCGCCAUCACUUUGGGGAAACUGUGCAGAGUUGAGCCCAGGCACAUGGUAAAACUCAGGGAGCUCAAUGGUGUGGAGAUCCUUCACUCCAGUAUGAAAGUGAUCACGUAA
This is a messenger RNA of Neoarius graeffei (lesser salmon catfish), 2115 nucleotides long. RefSeq names its product tetratricopeptide repeat domain 12 (gene ttc12). NCBI's taxonomy places the organism in Eukaryota, Metazoa, Chordata, Actinopteri, Siluriformes, Ariidae. The coding region runs from base 1 to 2115 and encodes 704 amino acids. The record is from RefSeq and is a predicted model, not a curated record. The transcript is spliced from 21 exons. Gene Ontology annotation, molecular function: protein binding.